Messenger RNA from Rubroshorea leprosula, 1597 nucleotides. Lineage: Eukaryota; Viridiplantae; Streptophyta; Magnoliopsida; Malvales; Dipterocarpaceae. The record is from the annotation of a GenBank genome assembly.
AGAAAUGAAGCGAUGUGGAUGAUCAGUGGACACAACUCAACUUCUAUAUUGCAAGUUUGCGACACGGAUAUUUUCUCCGAAGUGAAAUGUUUUCGUAGUCCUGCUCUCAACCCUCCAGCAUACCCAGGACGCGACGAUGGCCAUACUUAACUACAUAUCAGCAACCUCAACAUCUCCUCCAGCUCGCCAAGAUCCUUCAGCAACUCCCUCACAGCCAAUACCAAAUCCAAGACAGACAAAGAUUAUUUUACCCAAGCAGAAGCCGUUGAAUGGGUCCGUAACUGUGGCUCCGGGGGACUCUGGUGGCACACCAACCAUCUCCAAGGCCCGCAGGUGGUGGGGAAAAGAUGAGGACCCCUUAACAUCUGAUGAGUUCAUUUGGAACAGGGACUUCAUGGAUAGAAUGAAGAAGCUUGUUGAAGACCCUGAUUCGUCGAAGUUGUCUCCUGAACCCUCCAUUGUUGAGGAACUUGAAGAGCCUGGUUUUCUGAGCUUAAACAGAGUUAUGCGCCUUGACAGUUUAGAAGUGGAUUUGAGCAAAGAACUCACUUCACCCUCAAAGCUCGUUUUAGAGCAGUCCAUUGGUGUUGCUACUCAAACCCGUGGGACUAUGUCUCAGAAAUGGAAAUCUGUACCGAUACAGGGUGAGAAGGAAAAGUGGGAUAGAGCAAGUAUGGCUUCAACUGGUGGGACUAAUGCGAUGUUAUGGGAAAUUAGCCAACCUAAAGGAGACCCUGAAGAGUUGGCUGCCCAAUCAAGAGAGCAGUACUUUAAGUUAAAAAAGAAGUUGCAAAUUUUAACACUCGGUAUAGGUGGUGCUGGUUUGGUCUCAGCUUAUGUUUCAUACUCCCCUGAAGUUGCAGCAAGCUUUGGUGCCGGGCUGCUUGGUUCUUUGGUGUAUAUGCGUAUGCUGGGCAAUAGUGUGGAUGCCAUAGCAAAUAAAAAAAAGCGUCUUAUGAGGGGAGGAAUUGCACAACCAAGACUCCUAGUCCCUGUUCUUUUGGUCAUGGUCUUCAACCGUUGGAAUGAGAUUCUUGUUCCACAAUACGGUCUUCUGCACUUGGAAUUGAUUCCAAUGUUGGUUGGAUUUUUUACAUACAAAAUUGCCACUUUCCUUCAAGCUGUAGAGGAGGCCAUUGCUAUAGUUGGGAGAAAAACCCAGGUUUAACAGGAAAUUCUAUGCAAGCAUAAGAGGGAUCCUGAAUAGCUCCAUCUCUUGCAGCUCCCACAGGGCUAUCUGAAGGGAAUAAAAGUACUGGAGGCAGACAUCUUUGUAGAAAAUUGCUGCAUUUUCUUGUGAUGUGCGAUGGCACUGCUUCCUCAUAUGAAAAGAAUUUCAUCUGAGUAUAAAUUUUCUUAUAUCUCUUUGACCGUUUGGUACAAUGAACAUAGGUUUACAAAACCUAAACGACUUGAAGAUUUGUGAUUCAGAUAUUUGGAAAGAUAUGUAAAUCUCUUAUAAAUGCAUAGCUUAUUGUAGGUAUUUUGUGUUGUAUUUUCGGAAGAUAAGUGUGUGGUAUAUUCAAAAGCUCAUCAACUUGAAGAUUUGUUAUUCAAAUUUUUUUGUAUCUCUUUAACAUAAAUCCCUGUUUUGAAA